Molecule: messenger RNA, 6337 nt
Organism: Erpetoichthys calabaricus (reedfish)
Lineage: Eukaryota; Metazoa; Chordata; Cladistia; Polypteriformes; Polypteridae
Gene: klhl24a
Product: kelch-like family member 24a
Exons: 8
Coding region: 363-2165 (600 amino acids)
Molecular function (GO): protein binding
Source: RefSeq, a predicted model, not a curated record
UUCACUGUUUGCGUGUCCGUGGGCUCUGAUGACAUAUAUUUUUGUGAUGUACUUACAGGUUUUUGUAAAGUUCUUUGUUUCACCGGUCGCUGAAUAUGAAAUAGUACAAGACAGUUGAACACCUUUCGAAAGUGUACAACUAAUGUUAUACGGAUUUAUACAUGAUAAUUGUUGUUUUUAAAGGAUUCUAAAAUUAAGUCACAUAUAUUAAUUUAUAUAUUUACCUGUCUGUACAUGUAUGUGUCUGUACAUUGUUCAUCAACGCAACAUACGUAGUCACAGACUGAAAAGGAUAAUAUAACGAAGAUUACCAGUAUUUCUUCUUGGGAAGGUUUUAAAACAGAGAGAAGCUGAAUGCAGCCAUGGUGCUAAUCCUAGGAAGACGACUAAACAGAGAGGACUUAGGGGUGCGUGAUUCACCUGCCACUAAACGCAAGAUCUUUGAGGUGGAUCCAAAAUCACUCAUGAAUCAUGAUGCCUAUGAUUUUUGCUCAGGAUCAUCCCAUGCUGAAGGCAUUUUGCAGGUUCUUAAUGAAUUUCGUGAUAGCCGUCUUUUUACUGAUGUGAUUAUUUGUGUUGAGGGGCGGGAGUUUCCAUGCCAUCGUGCUGUCCUGUCUGCUUGUAGCAGCUAUUUCCGGGCCAUGUUCUGUAACGACCAUCGCGAAAGCCGUGAAAUGUUGGUAGAGAUAAAUGGCAUUUUAGCUGAAGCUAUGGACAGCUUUCUACAGUAUGUCUACACUGGCAAAGCCAAAAUUACAACAGAGAAUGUGCAGUUCCUUUUUGAGACAUCCAGCCUUUUUCAGAUAGGAACAUUACGUGAUGCCUGUGCCAAAUUCUUGGAAGACCAGCUGGAUCCUUGUAACUGUCUAGGUAUUCAGCGUUUUGCCGACACUCACUCACUAAAGAAUCUAGCCAGUCGCUGUCGGAGCUAUGCCCUUCAGAACUUUGCUGAUGUGGCCCAGCAUGAAGAGUUCCUGGAGCUGCGAAAAGAUGAACUUAUUGAGUACAUCUCCAGUGAUGAGUUGGUUAUCAGCAAGGAGGAGAUGGUCUUUGAAGCAGUUAUGCGAUGGGUCUACCAUUUAAUUGAAUUGAGGAAACCUCUGCUCAAAGAGCUACUUAUGCAUGUCAGGAUGCCACUGCUUCAUCCAAAUUACUUCGUUCAAACUGUUGAGGGGGACCAGCUUAUUCAGACCUCCCCUGAAUGCUAUCAUCUGUUGCACGAAGCAAGGCGUUACCAUGUACUUGGCAAUGAGAUGAUGUCCCCCAGGACAAGGCCACGCAGAUCCACAGGCUUUUCCGAGGUGAUUGUAGUGGUUGGAGGCUGUGAGAGAGUCGGUGGGUUUAACCUCCCUUAUACUGAAUGCUACGACCCAGUAACCGGGGAGUGGAAGUCCUUGGCUAAACUUCCAGAAUUCACCAAAUCUGAAUAUGCUGUGUGCGCUCUUAGAAACGACAUACUUGUCUCAGGUGGGCGUAUCAACAGUCGAGAUGUUUGGAUGUACAAUUCGCAGCUCAAUAUCUGGAUUCGGGUGGCUUCCCUGAACAAAGGAAGAUGGCGUCAUAAAAUGGCUGUUCUUCUAGGCAAGGUUUAUGUGGUUGGAGGUUAUGAUGGUCAGAACCGUUUGAGCAGUGUUGAAUGCUAUGAUUCAUUCUCAAAUCGCUGGACAGAGGUGGCUCCUCUGAAGGAAGCUGUGAGUUCUCCUGCUGUGGCCAGCUGUGUCAACAAACUUUUUGUAAUUGGAGGAGGGCCGGAUGACAACACUUGCUCAGACAAGGUUCAAUGUUAUGAUCCAGAAACUAACUCUUGGCUGCUUCGUGCUAACAUACCAAUUGCAAAACGAUGCAUCACAGCGGUCUCUUUGAAUAACCUCAUCUACGUAUCUGGAGGACUCACCAAGUCUAUCUAUUGCUAUGACCCAAUAGAAGACUAUUGGAUGCAAGUUGUAAACACCUUCACCAAACAGGAAAGCUGUGGCAUGUCUAUUUGCAAUGGAAAAAUUUACAUUCUAGGAGGAAGGGGUGAGACUGGAGAAGCAACGGACACUAUCCUGUGUUACGACCCAGCUACAGGAAUAAUAACUGGCAUGGCGGCAAUGCCCCGGCCCAUCUCUUAUCAUGGUUGUGUAACCAUUCACCGUUACAAUGAAAAAUACUUUAGAUCCUGAACACGAUAAAAAGUACAUGUAAAUUUUUCAUUAACAGAUGAACUUCAAAAUGCACAAGAUGACCAGAAUGCCUUAAAGGAAAUCACAUUUAAAGAUAAUGGGUAUAAGCUGAGCCGCCUUUUCGCAACAUUAUUUUGUGGGAGUGGUGUAUUUUCUUUUGCUCUUUUUUAGUGGUUUGGAUUGUUUGACUUCUAAAAUUCUACACUGUAAUACAUUUAAUUAUUUCUUGUUAUUGAUAUGUAAAGUUUGUGACUGUGAUAUGAAUCUUAUAUUGCUAACCAUUUUUAGUAAGUACAUUUUUUUACUGUUGUUAACUUUAAUACAGCCUCUUUGAAAGUUGUUUUUUUUUUUUUUUUUUAAACACGUAAAAGACAUUUUAGGGUAAGAUUAUGCAAACAUGAUGUUACUCUAGGCAUAAACGUCACUCAUUUGCAGUAAGUUAGGACUAAAAAGACUGAUGAAAGAACAAAGUGAGAGUGUGGAGUGAGAUUGCAAUCUUUUUAAAUUGUUUGUUUCCCAAAUUUCAUGGACUAUGUUGGAUUGUUUGUGAUGGACUGAGCCCUGUGCCUCUUGUUGCUGGAAUGGGCUGCAAGACUUUACAUCUCCCAACCAUGAAAAUGCAAGUUUAGUAAAUGGAUUGAAGGAGGUUUAAAAUUUGCUUCCUGUGUACUACACACCGCACAACUUAUAAUCAAGGCAAAUUAAACUGAAUGGAUAUUGGUACUUAUCUUGUGGUAAAGAACUAUUAAUCCCUAAAAACUGGAUUAACAGACACAGGACUACUAAACACUCUACCUUUUAUCACAACUUUCUCAUUACUUCCAUACCCUCAUUUUAAACUGUCCUACUCCAGUCAGCUCAUUUCUGCUGUUCAGUCUGAAGAUUAUUAAGUAUUUAGCAUUAACUUGUAUGAAGGAAAAUGAAAAGCACUCAAUACAUAUUCAGGUGUAGUUGACAACUCCAAUAUGCUGUUUUCUUCAGAAACAAGUGGAAUAAAAUUGAACUAUAAUGUCAGUCUGAUAAAAGUCAAAGUGUUUACAUUUUUGUUGUUGACAAAUGGCACUUUUGAUGUUCAGUUAAGGAUAUUUGUAGACUGUAGUGUUUUGCACAAAAACAUAUACAGACCUUUAUGAAAACACUGCCAAACCUGCUAACAUUUGUGUGUUUUUUUUCCUUUGGUUUCUGAAAGCAAGGCAUUUGGCUUUGGAAAUAAUCUGAGCUUUCCAUAGUACAAGUUUCUUCCUCCCUGAUCCAGGUGAGUCCUAAUCCACAAAAUGUUAAAGGCCACUUUAAAUGAUCCAUUUUGCAGUAAUACUAUUUUAAAGGAAUGCUUACUAUUUUGAGACAUAAUUUUUAAUCUAAAAAACACAAUUGAAUUUUAAAUUGCAAAAUAUGUUUAUUAGUUUUGAAACUAUAUGAUGCUAUAAGUGGAGGAGUUUAGUCAGUCAGUCUCCAACCUGCUGUAUCCUAACACAGGGUCACAGGGGUCUGCUGGAGCCAACACAGGGCGCACGGCAGGAACAAACUCCGGGCAGGGCACCAGCCCACCACAGGGCACACACACACCAGGGACAAUUUAGGUUCGCCAAUGCACCUAACCUGCAUGUCUUUGGAAUGUGGGAGGAAACCGGAGCACCCGGAGGAAACCCACGCAGACACGGGGAGUACAUGCAAACUCCAUGCAGGGAGGACCCGGGAAGCGAACCUGGGUCUCCUAACUGUGAGGCAGCAGCGCUACCACUGCGCCACCAUGCCGCCCUGGAGGAGUUUAGUUGUCUAUAAUCAGUUUGGGCAAACUAAUACAGUAGAUUAAUGAAAAAGUCAUUGUAAUACAGUAAAACUCACACUAAGUAAUUUUUCUAUGCAAUAAUUAACACUUUUUUGACUCACUCGCAGCUUUCCAGAAGCAGAAUUGACAAUGCUCAAUAUUCAGCUUUCUUUUUUUGUGCUAUCACCACAGUGUUUCAUUUUACUUAAGCCAUUGUACACAUUUCAGGGAUCCCAGAAGUGCCUGAGAUGUACAGAGUUAACACUUUAUCACUUUUUGAGCUUACUGCUUAUUACUGCAGUCUCAAUGAAAAAUCUAACAGUAAAACUGAAGUAAAAUGAUACCACAAACUUUCAGAUGCCUGUUUCUUUUGCUAAUUUCCUUUUAAGCUGCUAUGAUUUAAAUUGUUGAGAUAUCUACACACCUAUUUUAGAGUGCAAUGCCAAAGUCCUGCUGCUGCCAAACACUUAUUUUAACAUGCCCUUAUAAAGCUCUUGUCUCCUUAGCGCAAGGCAAGCGUAUGCCAGCUGAGUUCAUGAGAGCUGCAGAAAUACUGAGGUCACAUUCCAUUCCACAGGUUUUAAGACCAAUAUCAUUUUUUCUAUUUAACUUCUAGGAUAACAUCUAUCAAUCCAGCAAACAUAAAUUUAUUUGCAUUUAUGGGUACAGGGAAAAAAAUGUUGUUGAAGUCACUUACCCUAUUUUUUCCUCUUGAACUUAAUGUCAGUAAUUAUUAUGUACGUUUAGUAUAUCAUUUCCCCCAUUUUGAUUUUAUUACAAGCCUGUAUCAUAAUAUAUGCUUUAUUACCUUUUUUGUUUGUAUGUAUUUCUUGAUGGGGGAAGACCGUUCACAGCACUUUGUUCCUUGCCCUUUAUUAGAUGUAGGAUUUAUUUCUGAGUAAAUAUUGUUAAAAUGUAAAUAUAGUUCUUAAAUUUUACUGUAUCAGUAAAUUUGUUUUGCUUGAGUUCAUGUAAUGAUAAUGUAAGAGGAGGAUCGUAAAAGCAUUCAUAGUUUUGUUGAGCGAUGUGGCCACUGUGAUAAAGAGCAAGGAGAAACAGAAAGAGUCAGCACUUGAACCAAGAAAGAAACUAGUUUAAUGUGGAUGCCAUAAAAUAAUCUGUAAAAAUCACAAAUAAAAUGGAGGGUAAAUUCAAGAUCAGAAGUUAUGCAGUUUAUUUUACAUAUUAUUUGUCAGACUGAUUCACCAGCAGCAGUGGUUUUUAGAAUCUGAUAAAUGGCAGUUUCAAGUUUUUGUGAGUCAUUAUCAGUCAGCCUUCUCAAAUUCUUGAUUUCCAUGAAACCUCAAAAUGUAAAUCCUUUCCUUCACACCUGGAAGGGUUUGCCUUUGGCGCACACAAACACACACACCAAACUGUUUUGGGGAACAUUUUAACCUAGAAAAUUGCUUUGAAGCAUAUUGAGUAGUGCAUUGUAUUGGGGGUCAAAAGCAAGUGCAAAUUAAGUGAUUCUGAGAAGCAAACCAAUGACCAGAAGCACUGGCAUACUAUCUGGGGUUUAGGGUGGUAUCAUUUCAUUCCAGGCAUCUCAAGGUGGUAUGCUAGCAGUAAAUAAAAGAAAGUUUUUAAGAAUUUCACAUGGACCAAAAGCAGCAAUUGACCAAUACUCACUUUUCACUUAUUAUUUUCUUUUAAUUUAAUGAAUAAGUGCACAAAAUUGCACAACUCUGCAGUUUUAAUGUUUAAAUUAUCCAUUCCAGGGUCAUAUUAAUAAUGAUUAAUAAUGAAAGGAUAAAUCACCUUGUAUGGUUUUCAAGAAAAUAUUUGCAUUUAGAUUUUAAAUAACUGCUUAUUUGCACAACCUCUUGUAUUCUGUUUUUCCCUAUGGACCUCCUGAAAGGGACUGCAGGGAACAUACAGGUUUGUAUCUGACUGUAGUGUGUGAUAUAAAGAUAAUUUACAUGACAAAUAAAUACAGUUUCAGAGUUCAAGUACAUUUUUUUCUUCUAAUAUUUGGUGUAAUGUUAUUGGGUUAUGUCUCUUAUGCCAGGUCUAUUUGGUACAUUGUAUAAUAUUUGUUAAAAUUAACAUCGAAUGAUGCUGGAAGAAAAUUGGCUGGAUAGAUAAUUACCAUUCUAAGCAGCCGUACACACAGCAGUUAAAUGAAUUAUUGCAGGCUGCAUAUUCUUAAGGCUUGUUAAGAAAAUCUUGUAGUUAACCUUGAACUUAACAGAGCCAGGCCUUGCAAAUAAUACAACGGUGAUUAUUUUUUAUUUUAGGUGUGCAUGUUGUAGCACUUAUGUAUCUUGCUAAUUUUUUUCAGUAAUUGUUACAUUAUGGAAUGAUGUGAGCUUAUAUUUUCCAAAUUGCUUUGAACAAGUGUAAAAUCUCUUUUUAAAUAUGUUAGAUGUCAUUUGUGUGCCUUAAUAAAAAUCAUAAAGUGUCA